AUGGAUUUACAAGGCGACAAUGCUAAGGGUGAUCAAAACGAAGCAGCGCAACCGCAGCCGGAAAUGCUGUUGCAGCUGCAGCAACAAGUGCAACAACUGCGGUUGCGGACGCAACCGCAGGAAACGCGGCAGCCGCAGCCGCAGCCGCAGCCGCAGCCGCAGCCGCAGCCACAGCCGGACCCGCUACUGCAGCUGCAGCAGCAAAUAGAGGAGCUGAAGAAAAAAAUAGAAGGGUUACAACAAAAACAACAACAUGCUGGAUAUAUCUUAAGUCGUUUUUUUUACGUUCCUCCACAACAGACGGCCCAUGCACAGCAGCCGCAAAAUGAUUACAGAUCGCCGCUAUUAAAUUUAUAUCAGUCAGAUGAGUAUAUCACAUACGGCAGAGAAAAACAAAGGAUUAUACAGCAACACCGCCGUGAAAUCAACAGAUUAAGGCGGGAAGCAAGGCCGGGUCGCGGACACGGCAGCAGUUACUGUACUGCUGGCCCAUGCGGAUGCAUUCCGCAUAACUGCGGUGCGGGCCGCAGUACAGCACAUUGCAAGUGCCAGGCGCCGGGCCGAUGCUGCGUGUGCAGGCGGCAUACUUGA
This is a messenger RNA of Osmia bicornis bicornis, 591 nucleotides long. Its product is annotated as activating signal cointegrator 1 complex subunit 2 homolog. The transcript is spliced from 4 exons. The record is from RefSeq and is a predicted model, not a curated record. NCBI's taxonomy places the organism in Eukaryota, Metazoa, Arthropoda, Insecta, Hymenoptera, Megachilidae. Bases 1 to 591 code for a protein of 196 amino acids.